AUGGGUGAUGAUGCAAAAGCUAAAGAAUUUUUAGAUGCCGCUGAUAAAAGAUUAAGAGGUGGUAACUUCUUUAAAAUGUUUGGUGGUGGUUCUUCAAGAUACGACGAUGCAGCUUCAGAUUAUACAAAGGCAGCAAAUUUAUUUAAAAUGUCAAAGAAAUGGGAUCAAGCAGGUGCAGCAUUUCAAAAAGCAGCAGAAUGCUUUUUAAAGGGAUCAAGUAAACAUGAUGCAGCAUCAAGUUAUGUUUUAGCAGCAGGUUGUUAUAAAAAAGGAAAUGUUAUAGAUGCAAUCACAUGUUUGAAAGCAGCCAUUGAAUACUACACAGAUGAAGGUCGUUUUGCAAUUUCAGCCAAACAUCAAAAAGAAAUUGCUGAAUUAUAUGAAGCUGAAGGCGAUUUCGAUCAAGCAAUUGCAAGUUAUCAAAUUGCAUCCGAUUAUUUCGAUGGUGAAAAUUCAACAGUUUCAUCUCAUCAAUGUCUUUUAAAGAUUGCACUCUUCUCUGCUCAAUUAGAGCGUUAUGAGAAAUCAAUUGAAAUCUAUGAACAAGUUGCAGCUGCAUCUUUAGAUAAUAAUUUAACUCAAUGGGGUUGUAAAGAAUAUUUCCUUCGUGCUUGUUUAUGUUAUUUAGCUGCUGAUGAUGUUGUUGGAGCAGAACGUGCUUUACAAAGAUAUAAGGAUAUGCAAGCAUCAUUCAAUUCAACUAGGGAAUGCCGUCUUUUAGAUGGUAUUAUUCAAGCAUGUAGAAAUAAUAAUGUAGAAGAUUUUACAAAUGAAGUUGCAGAAUUCAAUUCAAUCAGCCCAUUAGAUUCAUGGAAAACUUCAAUUUUAUUAAGAAUUAAAAACACCAUCAACCGUGAAACUGAAUCUGUCGUUUAA
Molecule: messenger RNA, 876 nt
Organism: Dictyostelium discoideum AX4
Lineage: Eukaryota; Evosea; Eumycetozoa; Dictyosteliales; Dictyosteliaceae
Gene: snpA
Product: soluble NSF attachment protein alpha isoform
Exons: 3
Coding region: 1-876 (291 amino acids)
Biological process (GO): intracellular protein transport
Cellular component (GO): cytoplasmic vesicle membrane
Molecular function (GO): soluble NSF attachment protein activity
Source: RefSeq, a predicted model, not a curated record